Fusarium verticillioides 7600 is the source of this 858-nucleotide messenger RNA. RefSeq lists its product as hypothetical. The record is from RefSeq and is a predicted model, not a curated record. The transcript has a single exon. NCBI's taxonomy places the organism in Eukaryota, Fungi, Ascomycota, Sordariomycetes, Hypocreales, Nectriaceae. Bases 1 to 858 code for a protein of 285 amino acids.
AUGCGCACUUUGUAUCUCUUCUACCUACUGGCCUUUCUCUCUAUUGGAUUUGCGAAUGCUUGCAAAAAUGACGAGGACUGCAGUCUGAACAGAAUAUGUUCGAGAUGGAAAAAGGUCUGCCGUUGUGAUCCAGGCUGGAUUGGCAACGAUUGCGGUCGUCUUGAUCUUGCUCCGGCGACACGAUACCCUGGCUACAACCAUACAUACGAGCCUCCCAGUCCCACAGAUUUUGGUAUCUGGCCUAAUGCCUCUUGGGGAGGUCGGAUUGUUCAAGAUCGUGAUAACAAGCGGCUAUUCCAUCUAUUCAUAGUGCAGUUCAGUCAUGGCUGCGGUCUGAAGGGUUGGCGCCCUCAUUCUUACGUCAUCCGUGCCGAAUCGCAUAACGGGCCUCAAGGGCCAUAUGAAUAUGUCCAAGAUGUUUCCAAGAACUUCGCACAUAAUCCAGACUUCGUCUGGAGCCCUGCUGAUAAGAAGUACCUCAUGUACAGCAUUGGCGUGGAAUAUGAUAAGAAGCUCACGAAGUGCGAAAGCAUUAGCUACACCAGGUGGCCUAACAAUAUUUCUGUUUCGGCUGCUGACGAUAUUCGUGUUCCAUGGUCCCCAUUCAAGAUAAUUCUUGAUAGCGACCGUCCAGCUGGCAUCCACGCUACCAACCCCUCCGCAUUCCCUCUCUGGACGCGCAACAACCCAUCCAGCGAAAUAGUUCUUGGGAUCAAAGACUAUUCAAUCUUCACUGCCAAGCGUUGGAAUGGGAAUUAUAAGCUCAAAUACCAAGCAACAUUGAACGUCACAGAGCAAAAAAACCCAGAAUGGACCCUUUUAUAUGGCGCGACAAGCGAGGCAGCUGGCACUCCAUAA